AUGGCCAACAUAACGAAAGAAGUUUCAAGCAAAGCAAAUCAUGACGAAUCGCGCUCAAACUGCCACAAGCACAACGACACUUCAGGAUCUAAUUUGUGGUACCAAGAAAAGCAGCACUAUAUCAACGGUGAAGGUCCUCAACUAGGGGAAACUCUCGCCGAUACAGAACAGACCUGCGAAGACCACAUGUACACAAGUGCAUUAAAAGAGAUGGGAGACACCGAGGGCGUUUCGCCCACGUAUACCCUCAAUCGACUAAGUCUUGAGCCACCGAAGUGGGGCGCUACAGCUCAGUACAAACGUAACCCUAACCCAUAA
This is a messenger RNA of Penicillium subrubescens, 318 nucleotides long. RefSeq lists its product as uncharacterized. The transcript has a single exon. Bases 1 to 318 code for a protein of 105 amino acids. The record is from RefSeq and is a predicted model, not a curated record. Lineage: Eukaryota; Fungi; Ascomycota; Eurotiomycetes; Eurotiales; Aspergillaceae.